This is a messenger RNA of Larimichthys crocea (large yellow croaker), 4395 nucleotides long. Its product is annotated as solute carrier family 25 member 36-A. The transcript has 7 exons. The record is from RefSeq and is a predicted model, not a curated record. Gene Ontology annotation, molecular function: pyrimidine nucleotide transmembrane transporter activity. Gene Ontology annotation, cellular component: mitochondrion. Gene Ontology annotation, biological process: pyrimidine nucleotide import into mitochondrion. The coding region runs from base 422 to 1357 and encodes 311 amino acids. Lineage: Eukaryota; Metazoa; Chordata; Actinopteri; Sciaenidae.
CCUCCUUCCCUGCCGCUGCAGCGAUGAAAGCAGAGGGGUGAACCUUGACAAACCCGUGGAUGUGCCAUAAAACCGUUUGUUGGAGCUGAAAUAUCCUUCUGUCAGUCAGCCAGCCAGCCUGCUGAAAGUCGCAGCUCUCCUGGUGGUUUAGCCGAAGAUAAGAAGCUGUCUUUGUGAAGCUGAUAGCGACAUAGCGGGCGGGCAGGGGGGCGGGGGGGGGUUUGUCGGCCCACUGCAGUCUGAAUCACCGGAGACUCGCCCCACCGCUGGUUCAUCAUCAUCGACGUCGUCGUUUGAUCAAAUCUACGUGCGCAUCCUCUCGGAGGAAGAAGCAAAACAACGGGAAGGGACGGUACCCAAGCCCGCGUUUGAUCCUCUGCCGCAGCCCCGAGGUGUGCUGUUUGGCAGAGCAUGCUAAAUAAUGAGCCAAAGGGACACACUGGUUCAUUUGUUCGCCGGAGGAUGUGGUGGUACAGUAGGCGCUAUUUUGACUUGUCCUCUGGAGGUUGUGAAGACCAGACUGCAGUCCUCCUCCAUCACUCUCUACAUCUCUGAAGUCCAGCUCAGCACCGUCAACGGAGCCAGUGUGGCCCGUGUCGCUCCACCAGGGCCUCUGCACUGCCUCAAGUUAAUUCUCGAGAGAGAGGGACCCCGUUCACUCUUCAGAGGACUGGGACCCAACCUAGUGGGUGUGGCACCUUCCAGGGCGAUCUACUUUGCGGCCUAUUCAACAGCCAAGGAGAAGCUGAAUGGGGUGCUGGAGCCAGACUCUACCCCGGUACACAUGGUGUCGGCUGGGAUGGCAGGGUUCACCGCCAUCACAGCCACCAAUCCCAUCUGGCUGAUCAAGACCCGUCUGCAGCUGGAAACCAGAAACCGGGGCGAGCGGCGAAUGAAUGCAUUCGAGUGCGUGCGGCGGGUGUACCAGAUGGACGGCCUACGAGGUUUCUACAGGGGCAUGUCAGCCUCAUACGCUGGCAUCUCAGAGACUGUUAUCCACUUUGUCAUCUAUGAGAGCAUCAAACGUAAACUGCAGGAGUCCAAGUCUCACGCCAGCAUGGACGAAGAGGACGAGUCUGUCAAAGAUGCCUCAGACUUUGUGGGCAUGAUGCUCGCAGCAGCCACCUCCAAGACUUGUGCAACCUCCAUCGCCUACCCUCACGAGGUGAUCCGUACACGGCUACGAGAGGAAGGCAGCAAGUAUCGUUCCUUCUUCCAGACUCUGCUGACAGUACCCAGGGAGGAGGGAUACCGGGCACUGUACCGCGGCCUCACCACCCACCUCGUCAGACAGAUCCCCAACACCGCCAUCAUGAUGUGCACCUAUGAAGUGGUGGUCUACCUGCUCGGCCGUUAGCUCACCAGGUAUGUCUCCUUCCCGUUUAAAGAGGGAGACAGUUACCAAAAUUACUGAGAAGGGUGGCCCUUUGGCGAGAAAGAGAAAGGACAACAUGACGAGAUGAAGACCAAAGGAAAAAAAAAAAAAAAAGAACAUACCCUAGUGGACCAGAAGAGGACAGAUGGACAAGAGAUGAAGUGGACGAAGGAGGAAAAGCCUUUGUUACCAUAUCAGCAGCAUCACCUACAGUUCCCUUUAUCAGACUCGUGGAACAGAUAGACGGUGCUGCAGGUCACAGAACAGGUAAAACGGUUUGGAUGAGAAAGGAGGCACUGACAGGAAAGACAAAGAAAGAGUUUGGCACCUGUUAAACAAAGGAAGGAAAAAGAUUUUAAGCACAAUUCAGUGGCCUUAAAAGAAAGGGUUUUAGUUUGGGUCCUUUUCUUCGACUGAAGAGUGAAAAACAGCCUUUUUCACUCUCAGAUAGAGAUAAUAUUGUGAAAGGGGAAUGCUUGCAGCCAAAUGAAUUUGACAGGAAAGAUCAUCAACUAAAUGUAGGUCAAUCUCAAUAAUCCAAGAAUCACUGAAUAUCUUCAGUGCUGUUAGACUACUGUACGAUUAGAUGGCUGGCAGUUAACGAAUGUUCAUUUUAAAGCAGAAUGUCAGAAGGAAGUUAGCAUUUCAGACGUCAGUCAGUUUGUUUUCAAGUCACCCAAACCAUCCAUCUUUGCACUACAGAAAGCGUGGCUUUAAGCAUUCCCCUCUGAACACUGCAGUCAACCCCUCCCACACCACCUCAAUGGCCUGAAGUUCAUACACAGCAGUGAGCCAACACAGUGAUGAGCUUGUAAUGGGCUGUCACUCAAACACAUGCUUUACAGACUAGCUUGUGUUUAUACAGUGGGCUGUGGGUUGCUUUUUAUUCCUCUAUAACUCAGUGCCUGGUGGUGACAGUGCGUCAGCUGAAGUUGGCCUUCAGUGUUGACAGUUUCUCAUUGUCAAAGCUGAAAUAAAAAAUGGCUAUACAAGGCCAGCAUCAGCCUGCACCGUCACUGCUCAGGACUGUGAAAUCUUGUGUGAAAACACGAGACCAACGUCCUUUUUUUUUUUUUUUUUUCCAGAUGUGAAGUGUGUGAUUGUCCAAAAGGUACCAAGACUAAGUACUAUUGGAGUGCCACUACUUGAAUAUAAUGUGGGGAAAUGUUGGAGUGGAGAAGGUUGAUGGAAUUUCAUCAUCACCCCACAACCUGUUUGUGUGUUUGUGUGUGUGCGCGCGUGUCCAACAUGUCGGUCACUUUCACCGUGAUGAUCGAACUAUGUUCAAGAAUGUGUGUAUGUUUGUGCAACUUCGGGCAUGCGUGCGUGCCUGCAUGUAUAAUUAAUAUCUACUCCAGAUUUCCCUCCACUAACUGUUAAUCUCGCAAGACACUGCGGUUGGGAGUGUGGAGAAGCUCCCGUAUGAUACUGGCAGCUUUCAUUCGCACUCUCAUGCCAGUCCUUUUUUCUUCUAGUGGCUUCCAACUGACCUGAUAACAUGCACUUUUGUGGCCUUUUGGGGCUUGUGCUUUGCAUUUUCUUGUGUGGACAGUUUGAACUUGUACAUUGUAAAAGAGAAAAAAAAAAAGUAUUACUGUAUAUCAAAAUGGUAUUUUGCGCAACUGUUCUUAUAGCAGAUAUAUUGUACAGUUUAGAGUUCUCAGUAGUUGUGAAGGAUGUCCAAAUGUGUGUGUGUGUGUAUAUAUUGUACAUACUAUAUGCAUAUCAUUUGUUGUUUGAGGCCUAUGUAUGAUCAUGCUGUAGUUUGCAUUUGCAAAUUAUUGCUUUUAUUUUUGUGCAAUUUAACCUUGUUUUGACAUGGAUUGUUGACAUGAAUAUUGAAAUUGCUUUGCUGUUUUGUUUUUUUCUUACCGUUCUUUUUGUGUUGACAAACUCUGCAGGACAAAUACUUUCAUUUAAGGAUUUGUGCUGGAGAGUUGAGUCACUUUACCACGUUCAUAAAAAAAGUGUUCCAUUUUGUUGUAAAAUGUGGAUGUUUCUGUCAUUGGUAAUGUUUACAUUGUUCCUCACUUUCUGUUCAUUUUUGGGGGAUUUUCUAGCAAAACGUGUUUUAAUAUCAAUAUGGAAGUAUUUUAAUGUGAGAGUUCAAGAACUGGAUUCGUCUUUGUACAACAGUGUGCAGAGUACCGCAGCGAGUUGGGACUGUUAAAAACUGAAUUUGAGAGAAAUUGCUAAACUAAUCUGUUACUGAAGAGGGUUUGGUGGUUAAAGUAAAUGAUCCAUUCAACAAAGAAUGAUAUUUUAGGGAAAUCGGCACACACCUUUUUCAAAUUCUAUCCAAGCACCUUUGUUGAUUCUCUUUCGUUAACGUCCUUUAACAUGACGUUCAAAACUUUCCUGUUGAACAGAGAAAAGCCCUCCCUCCAUAACCUCUCUAGUCCAGCUGCUGUGGUCUCUGUGCACACUUCUCCAUAUGGAUGUGAUUAAGUCUGCACAGUUUCCAUGUUUAAAAGUAUUGUUUAUUUCACCAAUUACAGAAAAUCUGGUUCUGCAUUCACGCAUGAUGUUCUUGAACACUUUCAUUUUUUCCCUUCUUGUUGCUGUAUCAUUUCAAACCGAGUCAAACUGAGGCCUGUGUUGUACCUUGUAAUAGUUAUCGAUUUUUUUUUUUAGUCUCCAUUGACAUGUUGCUAGCUCAUAGUUGUUGUCAGUGCUUGAAAAAAAAAAUUGCUGACUCAUUUUUAACGUCCAUGUUUUCCUGUAGAACACUAAUAGCUUUUUUUUUUUUUUUUGGCUCCAUUGCAGUAAUACUUGAGGUCAGAUUACCAAAAUAUGACAUGAACAGACAACUGGACAAACACUUUCACAUAUUUUUUACCUCUCAUUUCAGUGUCUGUAUGCAAUUUCAUAUUUUUGACCUGUAUGCUUGGACAGAAUGCAGCCUAAAGUGGGGCUGAAUGAAACCUGGAACGUUGGUUUUUGCUCAAUCAUUUGGUGUAUUUUUUUGUUUGUUUGUUUUUUAAACACAAAAGUAAAUAAAAAUCCACUUGCAACUAAAA